AUGAACCCAAGUCAAUUCCUGCAGCUUCUGCCCAUUGACUCUCAGUCGCCACAAAAACGCAUUAUUCAUGUCUGCCACCAACUACCGUUUGAAAUCACUUACCAAGGGUCUGAAGAGAAAUGGUCAUUCUUGCCCAGAAGAGGCCAUUCGGCAAUGCACGCCGGGAUUAGGUCAUUGAAUGGCGACCAGUGGAGAACCUUGGUUAUUGGUGGGGCAGGCAAGAUACACAUUUCUCCAGAAGCUGGUCUCAAAGACACAGUGUCACCACCAUGGCUGUGUGGCCAAGAAAAAGACCGACUUGUCAACCAACUCCUAGAAGACCACAAUUGUAUCCCACUACUGUUAGACAGCGAAUCAGCCGCCGGGCAUUAUGACGGUUACUGCAAGACAAUGCUAUGGCCUCUAUUUAAUUACAUAAUCUGGAACGAUGCUACCGAUGGUCGUCUGGAACGUCAACAAUGGGAUGCAUACUGUAAAGUGAAUCAGGCAUAUGCAGACAUGCUUGUAGAACAAUACACAGAAGGAGACACGAUAUGGGUUCAUGACUACCAUCUCUUGUUGGUACCUAUGAUGAUUCGAAACAAGCUACCAAACGCAAGGAUUGGCUUAUUUGUCCACGCAUCAUUCCCCAGUUCAGAGAUUUUUCGAUGCCUUCCAAAGAGACAAGAAAUCCUCAAAGGUAUGAUGGGUGCCAAUCUUGUCGGAUUCCAGACCUAUGCAAAUGCCCGUCAUUUCAUUUCAACCUGCACCCGCGUACUUGGCUAUGAAUCCACCCCGGAUGGUGUUGAUUGCGACGGCCACUUUUGUUAUGUCGGUACCUUCCCAAUUGGUAUUGACGCUGAAUCAAUCGAUGCCCAGAGGUCCUCCCCGGGUGUGCUUCCGAAGAUCAAGGCCAUUGCAGAAAUGUAUACCGGAAAGAAAAUUCUGGUAGGAAGAGACAAGCUGGAUCUGGUCAAAGAAGUUGUCCUGAUUCAAGUGACAGAUUCUACAACGGCAGAGUCGGCUAAACUUGAACACAAGGUUUCAGAGGCUGCAGCACAUAUUAACGGCACAUUUGGCUCACUUGAGUUUACACCAGUCCACCAUUAUCACCACCACAUCCAACCCGAUGAGUACUAUGCCCUCUUAUCUAUAGCAGACGCCGCAGUCCUAACGGCCGUUCGAGAUGGCAUGAACACCACGAGUUUGGAGUAUGUGAUGUGUCAAGAGGAGAAUCACGGUCCUUUGAUCCUCUCAGAGCUGGCAGGUACUGCAGGAUCCAUGGGAUCUGCUUUACUCGUCAAUCCAUGGGACUAUGCGGGCGUUGCAAAGGCUAUCAACGAUGCUCUUGUUAUGUCUGAAGAAGAAAAAGCAACUAGACACAUGCAACUCCUGCGUCAAGUCAAGUCUAAUACGGCUUCAUUUUGGGCCCACUCUUUUGUCAAGAGUUUGAAUUACACAAUGGCCCUGUCGGAUAUGAAUAAUUACACGCCUCUUCUCAACAACGAAUCUUUACUUGCUAGUUACAAGAAAGCCAACAAGCGUCUUUUGUGCUUUGAUUACGAUGGAACCAUAACACCUAUUUGCAAAACUCCUGGUGCAGCUGUGCCACCUCCAGACAUGCUUCGAGCUCUUGAAACCCUCUGCAAUGAUGCAAAGAAUGAGGUUUGGAUUAUAUCCGGAAGAGAUGAAGCCGGACUGGACAACUGGCUUGGACAUCUUCCUGGCCUUGGCUUGAGCGCCGAGCACGGAAGUUUUAUAAAGUACCCUCACACAUCCAAGUGGAUCAACCUGGCCGAGCACUGUGACAUGAACUGGAAACACGAUGUUCUCGAGAUCUUUACUUACUAUACCGAACGAACCACCGGAAGUUUCAUUGAACACAAACGGUGCGCAAUCACCUGGCAUUAUCGCCUGGCCGAUCCGGAUUAUGGAGCCUUCCAGGCAAAAGAGUGCCAGAACCAUCUCGAGGGAGCCAUUCUUUCCAAGAUGCCUGUGGAAAUCCUGGUGGGUAAGAAAAACCUAGAGGUCCGUCCGAUAUCAGUCAACAAGGGAGAAGUAGUAAACCGGUUGCUGGUCCAGCAACAGCAGGAGGACGGCGGGUUUGAUUUCUGUCUGAGCUGUGGUGACGACCGGACAGACGAAGAUAUGUUCAAGACAAUGAGUAAAGCCGAGUCUAUCCCAAGCCAAGAUGUGUUCUCGAUCAAGGUCGGAAUAGAAGGAAAAAAGACACGGGCAAGGUGGUACCUGCCAACAGUAAAAGCAGUGAUUCAAACGAUGCAGGCCAUGGCAAGCGUUUCUGCUUCUGCUUCUGUUAAUGAAAGCUUAUAAUUAUGCAUAUGUAUAUAUAGAAGAUAAUUGUCGUGUACAUUUUAGAAAUUAUUUUUGUUAAUAUUAUUAUUAUUAUUAUUAUUCAUAGAGUGUUUAAAGUAUGAUUUGCUAUUAUUUGAUUUUGACGUAUAAUAGUUCAAAAAUUCCGGCUAUUUUGUCUGUUGAUU
Messenger RNA from Phycomyces blakesleeanus NRRL 1555(-), 2477 nucleotides. Its product is annotated as glycosyltransferase family 20 protein. The record is from RefSeq and is a predicted model, not a curated record. Gene Ontology annotation, cellular component: cytosol; alpha,alpha-trehalose-phosphate synthase complex (UDP-forming). Gene Ontology annotation, molecular function: catalytic activity. Bases 1 to 2310 code for a protein of 769 amino acids. The transcript is spliced from 8 exons. Gene Ontology annotation, biological process: trehalose biosynthetic process. NCBI's taxonomy places the organism in Eukaryota, Fungi, Mucoromycota, Mucoromycetes, Mucorales, Phycomycetaceae.